UGAGUGAAGUGAAGUGUAGUGAAGUUGGCUGGCUGACUGUGUGUCAGAAUCUUUUAUAAAUAAGAGAUGAAUGAUAUUGUGCAAGCUUUAAAAACCCAUUUUGGGUUUGAAAAGUUUCGAUCACAGCAGCAAGAGGAUGUUGUUAAAGCGGUGAUGAAAGGUGACCGGGAUGUGUUUGUGUGUAUGCCAACCGGGGCAGGGAAGUCUUUGUGCUACCAGCUUCCUGCAGUACUGGCUACUGGCAUCACACUGGUCAUAUCACCUCUGAUUGCACUAAUACAGGAUCAGGUAGAACACCUUAAAGCACUAAACAUACCAGCAUGUUCCAUAAACUCAAAGCUUCCGUCUGGAGAAAGAAGGCAGAUCCUAGCUGACUUGCAGAGUGAAAAUCCUCGGCUCAAGCUGCUGUAUAUCACUCCUGAGAUGGUUGCUUCUCCGGCCUUCCAGCCUUGUCUGAACUCACUGAGCUCCCGUGGGUUGCUAGCCUGCCUGGCAGUUGAUGAAGCCCACUGUGUCUCUCAGUGGGGUCAUGAUUUCAGACCUGACUACCUGAAGCUGGGAAACCUGCGGGCCCUUCUUCCUGGAGUCCCCUGUGUGGCCCUGACAGCAACAGCACCCAAGCGUGUGCAGCAGGACAUUGCACACUCACUAAGGCUAAGAUCGCCACUCACGUUUUCCACUCCGGUGUUUCGGAAAAACCUGAAGUAUGAUGUGAUAUUUCGAGAUCUGCUGCCUGACCCAUAUGUUCAUCUACAUGCGUUUGCUAAGGAAGCACUCGGGGGAUGCUCAGCUGAGAAGGGUUGUGGGAUUGUAUACUGUCGCACAAGAGAGAGUUGUGAGGAUGUCGCACACAGAUUAAUGAAACUUGGGAUCAUGGCUAGGCCCUAUCAUGCAGGCCUGAAAGCAGGAGAUCGCACUGAUUCCCAGACUGAUUGGAUGGAAGGGAAGGUGCCGGUCAUUGUGGCCACUAUCAGCUUUGGGAUGGGUGUUGACAAGGCCAAUGUGAGGUUUGUAGCUCACUGGAACUUGGCAAAGUCCUUGGCCAGUUAUUAUCAGGAAUCAGGACGUGCCGGCCGUGAUGGCCUUCCUUCUUCUUGCCGCAUAUACUACUCUCCCAAAGACAGAGACCAACUCCGCUUUCUCAUCUGUAAAGAGAUCACCCACAAACAGGAGAAACGAGGUUCAGAGAAGGAACAGGAUAGAGCACCUCUGCUGGACUUUGAGGCCAUGGUUGCUUUCUGUGAACAAGAGGGAUGCAGACAUGCCACUAUAUCCAAGUUCUUCGGGGACCAGACACCCAACUGUGCCGGUGCCUGUGACUACUGUCGCAACCCUAAACUGGUCCGUGCCCAGCUGGAGAGAGCUGCUGCUCUGAGCACUAAAAUAGGGCCAGCGCAGAGCUCACAGCCCAGGGGACCUUUUGGUUUUGACUCUGAGCUUUAUGGAGGAGGAAAGAAAGGCUAUGGCUUUGAGAGGUAUGAUGAAGAGUGGGAGGACAGCGCUGUAGAUGACUCUGAGAAACGAAAAAAAGAGUUUGGGGAUUUGUUCAGGAAACAGAUGAAUCUACGCAAGGCAUCAAGUGGCCCAAGAGAGACAUUUGUUCCACCAGAUGCUGACUGUCCAUUGAAGGAGGCGAGCAGUCAGAGAAUCCCAAGACUCACAGUGAAGGCACGAGAGCACUGUCUUUCUCUUCUCCAGGCAUCUCUGACUAACCACAGAGGCACAACAGAUCAGAUAUACAGCUCUCAUCCACUUUCCAUGGCUGUUGAAAUAGAGCACGAAGUGUUCCGAUCUUGCAAGUCUGCAAACCUGUAUAAGGCUGCAGUUCUCAAGAGAGUAGCAGAGCUGAAGAAAGAUGCCGAUGAUGCUGUAGUGCCACCUGUGGACGAGAAUGGAGAAGCAUGUAGCGCCAGUGCCGAUGAAGAGAAAAGGAAGAUGAUUAAAGAAGCAGCCUCCUCUUCUUCCUCAUCUAUCCCUGAAGAUCAGCUGGGCUUUACAUCAGCCUCUCAGAUCUAUUCACUGAAGCGAAAGCGUGUGGGUGCAGGAUUUCGUGGCUCGUCCACCCUCUUCCAGAGUGCGCCAGAGUUUCUGAACACUUCCAAGAAUGAGACCCUACCAGCAUUGUCCAUGUCUCAAGAACCUGCUCAUAAUGAAGAGGAGCAGGAAAGAAAUCCUGAGAUGAAGAGAAGCAAAACAUCCCCAUCUGUCUCCUCAUCAUCUAGUAGCCCCAACAAGAGAUCAGGCAAAGUCCUGAGCAAGAAACAGCAGAAAUUAGCAGAAGCAGCCAAGAACUCGCACUGUAUCUCUCAGUACUUUGGGAAAAAGAUAACAGAUGAUACCCCAAAAAAUGGAGAGGCCACAGUCUUGGAAUCUGAGGAAAUGUGUGUCUUUGUGGAAACUCCACCUAACCGCAGUGUUGUCUUGAAUUCUAACACUGAGACUCAACAUGACCAUUCCAUGGAUGCAGAAAGCACUGAAAAGAAUUCACGGCCUGUGGAGAACCAGACUAUGGAUGUUAUUCCCAUGGAUAAGAGCGCUACUGAGGUAGAGACACACAGAACUGAAGAGGCCACACAGAGCUUUGAGGAGAGGACCGUGCUAGAGGCUGAAGGGAGGAAGUCACAGUCUGAUGCCAAAGUACAACCAGAAAGGCCUUGUGAAGAUGGAGAGUCGCACACUCAUCCCCCCACCAAAUGCAGCCGUCCACCCGACAACAAGCGCAGAGUGACCUUUGACCCUGUGGUGCAAGAGAGAAAGAUGGAGGCAGACAGAGAUGCCAAUCAUGUGCCACUCCAGCCUGUGACUCUGAAAGAAGCAGCUGAUAUUGUUGUGAGAAUUUUGGAUCCUUUCUACAAAAAGGGCAAAUUUGCUACAAAGGACCUGUUUAAGUCAUUUGCACGCUUCCUCUCACAUCUACUCAUAGAAGGAAAAGCUAAGGAUCGAGUAAAAGUGAAAAUGGAAGCCAAGAGCUUAAUCAAGCGUCUCUUCAGCAGCAUCCAGCGCUGUGAAAACGAAACUGACUGGAAACACCUGCAAGAUGCAGCCAAAGCCAAUGCAGCACAGGAGGACUGAUGGAGCUUCCUGCUUUACUCUUUACCCUUUCCCCAACCUUGGAUACUUCUGGUCAAAGCUUACCCCUCUCUCAGGGACGGUAUGUGCACAGAGGCUGCUGCUUAUAUGAUGGCCAAGUGUUUCAGUAUCUGGCCCUUGUUUGCGCCUACUAGUACUCUUUAAUGGCAAGUGCUGAAUGAGUUUUUUUUUUUUUUUUUUUUUAAUUUCCAGUGCACCGAUUCAUUACUGUGAUGUAGCAUUAUUUCCUAGCUGCUACUUUAGAUGCUGCUAUGUAUGAUGGUAUUUAUGAACAACAUUCAGACAUUUUACAGAGAAUAAAAUACCAAAAAUACAUGAAACUUCUGUUUUAAACAAUUUCUAAUUGAUUAUUUGUUGUUGUUUUGUCUUUUUUUUUUUUUUUUUUGCUUUAAGCAAAAUGGAUGUUUAUUUUUUCUGUGGUCCCUCAUCAUAAAGGGUGUGGACAUGAUACCUGAUUGACCUCCAUGCAAAAUGAAAAUAAAUAAUAUGCAUUCUUA
Messenger RNA from Neoarius graeffei (lesser salmon catfish), 3587 nucleotides. RefSeq names its product RecQ helicase-like 5 (gene recql5). The record is from RefSeq and is a predicted model, not a curated record. Gene Ontology annotation, biological process: double-strand break repair via homologous recombination. Gene Ontology annotation, molecular function: nucleic acid binding; ATP binding; four-way junction helicase activity. Gene Ontology annotation, cellular component: chromosome; cytoplasm. Lineage: Eukaryota; Metazoa; Chordata; Actinopteri; Siluriformes; Ariidae. The transcript has 19 exons. Bases 67 to 3072 code for a protein of 1001 amino acids.